Messenger RNA from Nasonia vitripennis (jewel wasp), 758 nucleotides. RefSeq names its product protamine-like. The transcript is spliced from 3 exons. Lineage: Eukaryota; Metazoa; Arthropoda; Insecta; Hymenoptera; Pteromalidae. Bases 152 to 622 code for a protein of 156 amino acids. The record is from RefSeq and is a predicted model, not a curated record.
UCGCCGAUAAGAAAUCGAUCGAGGACAACUUCAAACCUCGGAGCUUGUUUUUGUUUCUUUUGCCACGGCGAACUCUUCCGACCGCGUGUCGUCAUAACCCAGAAAGAAUUUUCAAAAUUCCUCGAUCGAAAUCGAAAGUGUCCCGGCCGUCAUGAUCCUGCUUCCCGAAAACUACUACCUGAACUGCCUCUGCAGGCGAGAAUCCCGCUGCAGGCCGGAAGUCUUCGGCCGCAAAGAGGACGGCAAAUGCGAGCCACCGGCGAAGAAGGCCGCGGAAAACAAGUGUCCACCGGCGAAGGUCAAGCCGGGAGCGAAAUCCAGCUGCCCCAGCAAACCGGAGCCGGUUCCGCAGCAGCAACAGCCGAGCUCCUGCGGUUGCGGACGCCGCAACGCGGGAAAAUCAAAAAGACCGCCUCGCUCUCGAAACCCCUUCAUAAUAUUUUACCUGACGAUGUACCGCAAGCAACCAGGCCGAAAGAUAACCGACGUGGCUCGCGAAGCUGGAAAACUGUGGUGUGGCAUGUCUCCGGAGGACAAGGAGGUCUACCGGAAGAUGGCCAGGUUGGAGCAAAAACGCCGACAGCGCAAGUCGAGAAGACGCCGACACAAGUGCCGACGUUGAGUUUUAUACGCAGGGAGUGGUGGGGAGGGUUUUACCCGGACGGAUGUUACGCGCCGCUGCUGCUGCUGCUGCUGGGAGAGAAUUGAAGAGACUGGAAUUUCGGAGCGAAAUAAAAUAAAAAAUACGUUUCUCGUGA